AUCACCAUCAUCGCUAGCCGCUCCUCACUUAGAGUCAUCGAUCGGUUCCCAGUUAUCGUCGUUAGACGAUUCUACCAGUCCGCAGGUAUCGUUGGUAGUUGAUGACUUCAGUUAGCAGGCUUCCCCACUCGCCUUAUCUCAGAGCUCGUCCUCGUUUGUCGUUCCUCAACCUGCGUCAGUUUCAUCCGUUGCCAGAACCUUCGAUGUUUAUCCCAGUUCGCAAUGGCGAACGGCUCCUCUCAGUUCGCAGGGUUGGUCGCAAUCGGCUUCUCCCAGUGCGCAGAUUUCGCAAUCCCAGUUCGCAAUUGCGAACUUCGUCUCACAGUUCGCAGACGCCAAUAGUUUCUACUUGUUCGCAGAUUUCGUCUUAACCGCCAGCAUCUUCUUCCAGUACGCCAGUUUCAUCUGAUAUCAGUUCACGACAAGAUACGACGAGGUCGAGAGGAGAAUCUCUCAGUUCUCAGACGACAGCCAACAAACAGGAGGCAUCCAGGAACCAAGGUCAUAGCCGAGCCGGAAGAGAGAUCGAGCUGUCGCUAGUCAAUGGCCAGGAUGCCAAUGGUAAAUCUUUGGCUCUAUCGGUUGGUGUUCCUGAUGAUCCUAGCGAAAGGAGAAUGCAUUCAGAUUCCAGUAUAUAUCUGAUAGAUGAAGAAAACAAAUCACCAUCAGGUCCAUCAGCGAUACCAGGCCGUGAGGGCGGAUCAAAGUCUGAAAAAAAGGAGGACAAAAUUGAAAUGCAAAAACAAAAUAAUUCCUCUGAGGGGUUUGGUAGCAUGAACUAUGAUCAAGGUUAUAUUUGUCACGGAAAAGAUACUGCGCCAUUAUCAUAUCACAGAAGAAUUAGAGGUCCAGGGUUGUCCUGGUGUGGAUUAUAAUCAAUACUUUGGUGGUGGUGUGAUGUACUGGAAUCAUCUUGGCUCUAUUCCACAGCUCUUAGCUAUUGGGAAAACAAAUGGUAGACUGAAUGUCUUUUGAAGAGGAACACACUUCCUACUGUAUUACUAAGCUGUGGUCUCCACCAGUUUCUACAGAAGUACAGAGUAUUCUGGAAAAGAGAAUCAUCCGAGCUGUUAUGCACCAAUGCAGAAUAUCCUGCUAGUUAGCAUAGCACUAGUAGAUUGUGUCCAGUUACUUUCUCCUGAUGGCAAGGAUCCACGACUCGUUGAGUCUCUGAUGACCAUCUGUGAAGUGUUUGGAGCAUGUAUUCCGAAUGUCUCAUCGACAAUGCUUGCAGGAGGGAAAGUCACAGCUCAUUCUGAAAAUUCUGACCAUCCACCUAUUGAGUAUGGAGCUGGAUAUAUGCUGCCCAAGAGCUGUCAGUUAACGCGCGAACAACUCUUAUUAAAAGAAGAGCAUUCCCAGAGACAGAAAAAAGGGGCUGCUAAAGCCAUGCAAAACCUAUAUGAUGUGAAACGAUGGGAUGCCCUUCAGGUGAACAUGAGGGAACACCUCAGAACAGGGAAGAAGUUGUUGACAGAUAAGAAGGAAGUUAUCUUAUUUCAGAAAUUAAAAUGGCCAAGAGAUGAUGAGUUGAAAGUUCUCAUGCUUCAAGUUUAUUUGGAAAGGGUGGCAGCUGGAGAUUCUGAAGCUACAUUAUCAAGGAGUUCGGCAAACGAAUUCCUCUCUCUCGGUUUCAUUCCUGAAAGAACUGUCAUACAGUCCUUUGAGUGCUUGAAAGCCACUGAAGAGACUGAAACUUCAUUAGACUUAUCUUCGGCUGCAGAAACAUUUAUGAGGUGGAAGGAUGAAGUACAGAAACUCCUGGUUCAGAAAUCUGUGAGAUACUGGGAAGGUAGCGGCGCAUGACUGAAGAUGAAGACGAUGGUCAGGGCUGUUUCCUAUCAUCCACGUUGAGGACAAGGUGGUUGUUCAAGGGGGGAGAUAUGAUAGAGACAUGGACAGCCAAUAUAAAUAACAAUAGAAUCAUACUAAGUAGUGCGAUAAUGUACAAAUAAGGGUUUUGGGCCAGGUACUAGUUAACCUUGGGCCAGCCCAUAAGGGAAUUAUUAUAAAUAGGAGUUGGGAGUAAAUUAAGAAGGUAGGCAGAAAUUAGUCUGGACUUGGGAGUGCUGAGACUACUCGAAGUGUCUCAAUUGUAUUGUUUAGUUUCAGUUUCUUCAUUUACAUUCUUAAUAGACA
This is a messenger RNA of Cuscuta europaea, 2139 nucleotides long. NCBI's taxonomy places the organism in Eukaryota, Viridiplantae, Streptophyta, Magnoliopsida, Solanales, Convolvulaceae. The record is from the annotation of a GenBank genome assembly.